Molecule: messenger RNA, 813 nt
Organism: Ordospora colligata OC4
Lineage: Eukaryota; Fungi; Microsporidia; Ordosporidae
Exons: 1
Coding region: 1-813 (270 amino acids)
Biological process (GO): ubiquitin-dependent protein catabolic process
Cellular component (GO): cytosol
Molecular function (GO): polyubiquitin modification-dependent protein binding
Source: RefSeq, a predicted model, not a curated record
AUGGCGAUCAGGCUUACGAUUAGAUACCGGGCAAAUGCAAUUGAAGCAAAUGUUAUGGGAACAGACACGCUAGAGAUGCUAAAGAUUCAAAUACAGGAGAUGACGGGCGUUUCUGUUGAGUGCCAAGUACUUUUGUUCAAUGAUAGGGUUCUUAAUGACAAUAACAAGGAGCUCAAAGAGUUAGGUGUGAACACAGAUUGCGUUUUGUAUCUGAAGAAGAGGAUGGAGAUGCAGAGUGGAGGCAAAAAGGAAAAUUUCAGUGCAUCUAUGAUGAAGAACCCGCUUGUGAAGAACUUCAUGAAGAACCCUGAUGCAAUGAAAAGUAUCAUUGAGAUGUUUCCUGGGCUCAAGGAUGAAAUUGAAGCGAAUCCUGAGAUUCGGAUGAUGAUGAAUAGUUCCAGUCUUCAGGAAGAGCUGGAGAUGCUUUCCAUGAAUCCUGAAUACAUGAACACACAGUUGAAGAAUCUCGACAUAACCAUGUCAAAGCUUGAGAACAUUCCAGGAGGAAUUAAUAUGAUCAGCAGUAUGAUUAAGGAUGUGCAAGAUCCACUAUCAGCAUCUCUCAAGGACGGAAUCAUUGGAGGAUGCAAGGUUAAAGAGGGAAGAAAGAUCGACAGCCCCAUCCAUGAGGCGAUUCCAGGAGGAGGCAUGAAGGCAGAAAGCCAGCUUGUAAAAUAUAGAGAGAAGCUCGCAGAGCUUAAGCAAAUGGGAUUCAGAGGCACAAGAAGGAAUCUUGAUGCCCUUAUUGCAUGCAAUGGAGACUUGGAGGGGACUAUAAUGCGCCUAGGUAAGGAGGAUGGCAAAGCAUCCUGA